Cetraspora pellucida is the source of this 673-nucleotide messenger RNA. The record is from the annotation of a GenBank genome assembly. Lineage: Eukaryota; Fungi; Glomeromycota; Glomeromycetes; Diversisporales; Gigasporaceae.
UGUGACAAUUAUUCGUGGAGCACUUGAUCUUCAGGAUAAAGCAGUCCAUAUUGCGAUGACACCAAUUGAUAAGGUAUACAUGUUACCUAUUGAUACUAUCAUGGAUAGAAUAACCAUGCGAGAGAUUUAUUCAACAGGUCACUCAAGAAUUCCCAUAUAUGGAGGAUCACGUAAAAAUAUUAUUGGCGUUUUAUUGACCAAGUCCUUAAUAAUGUAUAGUCCAGAUGAAGCACGUGCAUUAAAAACCUUUCCUAUAAAUACGAUUCCUACAGUCUCAGCUGAGACCCCAUUAUUUGACAUUUUAAAUACAUUUCAAGAAGGUAGAAGUCAUAUGGCUAUUGUCAUUGAAAAAGAGGAAAAUAUGCCUAUCGGCAUCAUAACAUUGGAAGAUGUCCUUGAAGAAUUGAUCCAAGAAGAAAUUUAUGAUGAAUCAGAUACACGAAUUGGUUUAGCAGUUAAAUUAGAUACCGGAGAUCAAUUGAUUUUAGCAUCCAAAAAAAGACGUGGAGAAAGCAGGAAUCAGGUAUAUCACAAAAAUAAAUUCAAGAGUCCAAAAUCAAGAGCUGGAUCAGGACAAGGAACUCCGUCUAAAUUUGAAAUUGAGAGUAAUCGCGCAGGAGAUUUAAUGAUAUUUGAUGAACCUAGUAUGGUUCCUACGGGUGCAUCAUAUUGA